This is a messenger RNA of Bacidia gigantensis, 702 nucleotides long. RefSeq lists its product as uncharacterized. The record is from RefSeq and is a predicted model, not a curated record. The transcript has 2 exons. The coding region runs from base 1 to 702 and encodes 233 amino acids. Lineage: Eukaryota; Fungi; Ascomycota; Lecanoromycetes; Lecanorales; Ramalinaceae.
AUGUACCUCCUCUCAACCCUUCUUCUCGCCUCCUCCCUUGUCACUCUCAUCCUCGCACUUCCAGGCGUAGCGCUGCUCCAACAACGUAAAGCUGAGCCUUCACCAACCGGCGGCGGCAGCCCCACUCAAGGGGUCUGGGGCUUCGGCGUCACCUGCGAAACAGGCAUAGAACCAGCCCACACCCUCGACGCCGAAUCCAUCACCCAAACCAUCAAUCAAGCGCUCACAAGCUACCAACUAGGCAUCCAAGAAGGCGAAGCCGGCCUCCCAAACUACGUCGGCUGGCCCAAGAACUUCCACCUCACCGACCAACUCGGCAACGACGCCGACGGACACCCGUACAGCAUCCUCGCAGCCCCAGGCUGCGAUCUCCAACAAGACCUUCUCUACGCGCCGAUCGCCUAUCCCGGCGCCACUGCGCCGGCGAGUUUCAUAAGCGCAACGAUCAGGCCACCGCCGGGCGGGAACGCCACCACGGUCAUUGUGCUGUUUCAAGCCCCGGACCCGAAUGGACCAAGAGAUGCGACGGGGUUGGGCUGGGUGACGAAUUAUUGCGCUGUUUUGACGAAUUCGGAUGCGGAGGCUGGGGAGCAGAUAUGGGUGGGGGGGCUGCUGAAUCCGAGUCCCGGUGGCUUUCAUCAGUGUAAUGAUGCGCAGCCGCCGCCGGGGGUGGUGCAGCCUCUACCGCCAGGUCAAAGAUAG